UUUGUAUAGUGAGCAGCUCUUGUAAACAGUUGCUUCAUUUAAACAAUAAGAUUUAACUUUACCACUACCUCACCCCUCUACUAGACUGUGGCUUCCCUCUUCCCAGUGGGGCUGACAAACAUUGGGUGAACUAUGGCUUUUCUCAUGAAUCAAAUGUUGGGUGAUAAGUUGAAGAGUUUUACCGGAGGAGGAGUUGAAGAUAACAGCAAAGCAGGAGCAGAUGGCAGGGAAACAGCAGAGUCCAAAGGCAUGUCCAGGGAGGAGCUUGAGGAGUACCAGAGGCAGCUGGUGGACGAAAAGAUUCAGCGUGACAAGGACUUUGCCACAAAGAAGGCGAGAGCAAAUCUAAGAGUAGCGCUGAGAGAUAAAUAUCGACUUCCAGAAAGUGCCCAAGACAUUGCUACAGUUCAGAGGGCAGGAGAAGACAUUGGUGUGCCAGAGGACCUCACAAAAAUGGUGGAUGAAGAUGAGGAAGGCGAUUCAUUCCUUCAAAACAUGGAUGUGGAUACCCUGAAAACCAAGGCCCAGGCCACAGUGACGGUGAUGAAGCAGAGAGCAAAGGAGAAGUGCAUCGUCACAUGACUGUCGCAUAAAGACAAUAAAUUCUUUGAUUUGUCAUUAAAAUUCACCAUACGUGCACUGUUC
Molecule: messenger RNA, 645 nt
Organism: Amphiprion ocellaris (clown anemonefish)
Lineage: Eukaryota; Metazoa; Chordata; Actinopteri; Pomacentridae
Gene: cplx4c
Product: complexin 4c
Biological process (GO): regulation of neurotransmitter secretion; neurotransmitter transport; synaptic vesicle exocytosis
Cellular component (GO): SNARE complex; terminal bouton
Molecular function (GO): syntaxin binding
Source: RefSeq, a predicted model, not a curated record